CGCCAGCAGGGCAGCCCGGCAGCCCCCGACACCGGUAGGGCUCCGCAAGGCGCCUGCUGAGCUGCCUGACGUGGCCGGCCUGCCGGGGCCCCAAGAGCCAGGAAUCUCUGGAGCCUGGCAGCUUGGCACCCGGAGCGCCAGGCUGAAUGUUAACGAGCGCGCUCAGUCCUUGGCAAAGAACCAGAACCCAGCUUGGAAAUCCGGACCACUGGCAGAGCCAGGGCCCUUGCUGCUUAAAGGUGCAGAGGAGACGGCGCUCGGCAGCCGCUUCCCCGCGCCUCUGCCACGGUUCAGGAUGCAGCAGCUGAUUUCCUGCCUGGGCUUGUGGCUCUUCUUCCAGCUCCCCUGCCUGAGCUCUGGGACACGUGUCGUCUACAAGGUACAAGAGGAGCAGCCGCCAAACACGCUCAUCGGCAGCCUGGCAGCAGACUAUGGCUUCCCAGACGUGGGGCACUUGUAUAAGCUGGAGGUAGGUGCCCCCUACCUGCGUGUGGAUGGUAAGACCGGUGACAUCUACACUACAGAGACCUCCAUUGACCGAGAGAGCCUGCGAGAAUGCCAGCAGCUGUUUCCAGGGGACCCGUGCUUCCUGGAGUUUGAGGUUUCCAUCACGGACCUGAUGAACAAUAGCCCGCGCCUGCUGGAAGGGCAGAUUGAGGUGCUGGACAUCAACGACAACACACCCAACUUUGCCUCUCCCGUUAUCACGUUAGCCAUUCCUGAAAACACCAAUAUUGGGGCACUCUUCCCCAUUCCGCUGGCCAUGGACCGCGAUGCUGGCGCCAACGGUGUGGCUUCCUAUGAGCUCAUGCCAGGUUCAGAUGCCCAGAAGCUUUUUGGCUUGCAGGUAGCAGAGGACCAAGAGGAGAAACAGCCACAGCUGAUCGUCAUGGGAAGCCUCGACCGGGAGCAAUCGGAGUCCUACGACCUGACUAUCAAAGUACAGGACGGGGGCAACCCACCGCGUGCUAGCAGUGCCUUGCUGCGCAUCACCAUCCUGGACAUGAACGACAAUGCGCCCAAGUUUGAGAAGCCCCUCUACGAGGCCGAACUCUCGGAGAACAGCCCCAUUGGUCACUCCGUGCUGCAGGUGAAGGCCAAUGAUUCCGACCAGGGUGCCAAUGCUGAGAUUGACUACUCCUUCCACCAAGCUUCAGAUGUGGUUCGCCGGUUGCUGCGCUUGGACAGAGCCACUGGACUUAUCACUGUUCAGGGUCCCGUUGAUCGUGAAGACAUCAAUGUGCUCAAGUUCUCCGUGUUGGCCAAGGACAAAGGGGCCAACCCCAAAACUGCCCGUGCCCAGGUGGUGAUUAGCGUCAGGGAUAUGAAUGACAACGCUCCAUCCAUUGAAAUCCGCGGCAUUGGCUUGGUCACCCACCAAGAUGGCAUGGCUAAUAUCUCAGAAGAUGUGCCGGUUGAGACACCUGUGGCUCUGGUACAGGUGUCUGAUCGGGAUGAAGGUGAGAAUGCUGUUGUGACCUGUGUGGUGGCUGGUGAUGUACCUUUCCAGUUGCGACAAGCCAGUGACACCGGAAGUGACAGCAAAAAGAAGUAUUUUCUCCAGACCACAACGCCGCUAGACUAUGAGGCCGUGAAAGAAUACACCAUUGAGAUUGUGGCUGUGGAUUCUGGCAACCCACCUCUGUCCAGCACCAACUCUCUCAAGGUGCAGGUGGUGGAUGUGAAUGACAAUGACCCAGUUUUCAGCCAGAGCUCAACAGAGGUGUCUUUCCCAGAAAAUAACUCCCCAGAUGACUUGGUGGUCGAAGUGAGUGCUACUGAUGCAGACAGCGGGUCCAAUGCUAAGCUGGUGUACUCCCUAGUGACAGAGCCUUCAUCCAAAGGCAUAUUCUCCAUUGAUCCAGAGUCUGGUGAAAUCCGGGUUAAGACUGUCCUGGACCGCGAGCAGCGAGAACGCUAUGAAUUCUUGGUAGUCGCAGCGGACAAGGGCAGCCCUAGCCGGAAGGGGACGGCCUCUGUCGCCAUCAACGUCAUGGACCGCAACGACAAUGACCCAAAGUUCAUGCUAAGUGGCUACAACUUCUCUGUCAUGGAAAACAUGCCCCCUCUGAGUCCCGUGGGCAUGGUGACAGUAAUCGAUGCAGACAAAGGGGAGAAUGCCUUCAUUCAGCUCUCAGUAGAGCAGGACAACGGGGACUUUGUUAUCCAGAAUGGUACUGGCACCAUCCUCUCCAGCAUUUCCUUUGACCGCGAGCGGCAGAGCACUUACACCUUCCGACUGAAAGCUGUCGAUUCAGGUGACCCGCCCAGGUCUGCCUAUGUGGGGGUGACCAUCAAUGUGCUUGACGAAAACGACAACGCUCCCGUCAUCAUUUCUCCAUCCAACGCCUCCUACAAGCAUAUCCAGCCACACACUAGUCCCGGGCAGCAGGUCAUGAGUGUCGGAGCCGAAGACAUUGACUCUGGGAUCAACGCCGAGCUGCAGUACAGCAUCAUGGGUGGAAACCCCUUUGAGCUCUUCAAGAUUUCGCCCCAGAGUGGAAACAUCACUUUGGAAAAGGAGAUCCUCCGCAAACACCACGGGCUUCACCGCCUGGUGGUGCGCGUCAACGACAAGGGCAAGCCGUCUCGCCACGGCACCGCCCUUGUCCAUUUCUACGUCAACGAGACCCUGACCAACCGCACGCUGCUGGAGACACUGGUGGGGCACAGCUUGGACACGCCCAUCGACAUUGACAUCGCCGGCGACCCCGAGUACGAGCGCAGCAAGCAGCGCAGCAACAUCCUCUUCGGGGUCAUCGCGGGCAUCGUAGCCGUCACCCUGGUCAUUGUGCUGGUUGUGCUGGUGCGCUACUGCCGCCAGAAGGAGGCCAAGAGCGGCUACCAGGCGGGCAAGAAGGAAACCAAGGACCUGUACGCUCCCAAGCAAGGCAGCAAAGGGAACAAAGCCAAGAGCAAGGUCCGGAAGAACAAAUCCCCCAAGCCGCCCAAACCAGCCGAGGACGAGGAAGAGACGGGCCUGCAGAAAUCCCUCAAGUUCAACCUGAUGAACGACUCGGUCAGCGACAGCCCCCGCAUCCACCUGCCCCUUAACUACCCCCCUGGCAGCCCUGACUUGGGCCGCCACUACCGCUCCAACUCCCCCCUGCCUUCCAUCCAGCUCCAGCCCCAGUCGCCGUCUGCCUCCAAGAAGCACCAGGUGGUUCAGGACCUGCCGGCCACCAAUACAUUUGUGGGCACAGGGGACAGCAAUUCCACAGGCUCGGAGCAGUAUUCAGACUACAGCUACCGCACCAACCCUCAGAAAUACACCAACAAGCAGUUACCUCAUCGCCGAGUGACAUUCUCUGCAGCCAACCAGGCGCAAGAUCUGCAGGACCCCUCCCAACACAGUUACUAUGACAGUGGCCUUGAGGAGUCAGAAACACCAAGCAGCAAGUCGUCAUCGGGGCCCCGCAUUGGACCACUGGCUUUGCCGGAGGAUCACUAUGAGCGCACCACGCCAGAUGGCAGUAUUGGGGAAAUUGAGCACCCUGAGAACGAUCUCCGGCCUCUGCCUGACGUAGCCAUGACAGGGAACUGCACCCGGGAAUGCACAGAGUUUGGUCUCGACACCUGCUGGAUGCGGCCAGUCUCUCCGAGCCGGAGGCCCAAGAACGCCCUCAAACUCUCCACAUUUGUGCCUUAUCAAGACAGAGGGAGUCAAGAACAAGUUGGGAAUGGCAGCCCCAGACUCUCAGAAGAGCGCAACACCAAAAUGGCUAACCUCCACCUGCUCCCCACGUACAGUGCCUUCUCCAACAGUAGCCAUGAGCCCUGCAAGGACUCCAUGGAGGAAAUCCCUCUGACCCAGACCUCGGACUUCCAGGCAGCCACCACACCAUCGUCCCAAACUGCCAAGCGGGAGAUCUACCUGUGAGAUGAAGAGGACCGUUGGAAGGUGCCUGCGAAAACACCUCAGACCAGUGUCUGGAAUUCAAAGAAGAAUAAAAAGAAGGGACUUUUCAAACUGUGAUGCUUCUAUCACUCGCAUUGGUGGUUCUGUGCCUGCCAGGUGAGAAUGCCUUGCCCAGGCCCUGGGCACAGGAACACUUCUUACGAACUCAUUGCUCCCAGGGCAAGAGAACCGAUGUCAACUGAAUUACCAAGCUCUCGGUAGAGUGGUCCCUAGAUGCCUGGAAAGAGGGAGAGAGGAACGUAGCGAAGAGGGCUUGGCCUCAUGGCUUCAGGGCUGGGGGUGGGGGGAAGGGCUGAGUUACCAAAGGUCCACGUAGACUUGGUGGAGUCCAUUGGGCACAGGGCCAAGGGCACCUGGCACAGGUCCAGGGGGGAAAAGCUGCCUCUCUUGUUACUGUAGACUCCUGUAAAUAUGAAUCUUAGGAAUGA
Molecule: messenger RNA, 4347 nt
Organism: Lacerta agilis (Sand lizard)
Lineage: Eukaryota; Metazoa; Chordata; Lepidosauria; Squamata; Lacertidae
Gene: PCDH1
Product: protocadherin 1
Biological process (GO): homophilic cell-cell adhesion
Cellular component (GO): plasma membrane
Molecular function (GO): calcium ion binding
Source: RefSeq, a predicted model, not a curated record